Messenger RNA from Westerdykella ornata, 1455 nucleotides. RefSeq lists its product as uncharacterized. The record is from RefSeq and is a predicted model, not a curated record. The coding region runs from base 1 to 1455 and encodes 484 amino acids. The transcript is spliced from 3 exons. Gene Ontology annotation, cellular component: centrosome; replication fork; Rad51B-Rad51C-Rad51D-XRCC2 complex. Gene Ontology annotation, biological process: double-strand break repair via homologous recombination; DNA strand invasion; reciprocal meiotic recombination. NCBI's taxonomy places the organism in Eukaryota, Fungi, Ascomycota, Dothideomycetes, Pleosporales, Sporormiaceae. Gene Ontology annotation, molecular function: single-stranded DNA binding; four-way junction DNA binding; ATP-dependent activity, acting on DNA.
AUGCCUCCCCCACCUCAAGUGCGGCCUCACCCCGCGGAGCCGAUCCUAGCUUCUUCACUCAUUGACGAAGAGCUUCUUGACCAUGUCCUUGAUAGAGCGCUGCUGGGGCAUGGAUUUGGUAGAUCGCCCGCAAAUGCAAGCUGCGGAAGAAUUACUACUGGUGUGAAGAGUGUGGAUGAUGUGCUCGGUGGCGGGGUGGAAAGUGGAUGUGUACUUGGGGUUUCUGGGGGUCUAGGAAGGGGCGGGGAAAGUGAGCUCUGCCUCGCACUCCUAGUAUCCUCCCUCCUAUCUCCACCAUCCCCACCAUCCCCACCAUCAUACCCUACAGCAGCCAGCAUCACCACUCCUCCAUCAACAGUACCUGCAGCAGCAAUCAUCGACACCACAGGCAAUGUCGACGUCCUGCGCAUCUACAGCCUCAUCCUCCACCGUCUUCGAAAUCAGCCAGAUGUGCGUCAGGUAUGCCAAGAUUCUAUUCCCGGCGCGAAGACGCUUAGUCUUGAAGAUUUGGCGGCGAGGGUGCUGGACAAGGUGAAGAUUAUGCGAGUUUUUGAUUUGACUGGGGUGAUGGAGGCGAUUACCGAGAUUGGGGAUGGGUUAGAGGGUGUUAAAAACAGUGGCGGAGAAGACCAGAGGGAGGCUGUUGUCAAAAAAGAAGGAACAGUAUUCGAAGAAGUGGUUCCGGGCCGACAAGAGAUGUCCAAGCGCUUUGGCGAGCGAAGGACUAUGGUGGCGGACAGUGAAGAUGAGGACGAGGAGAUGCUGUUUGAUGCUGAAGAAACGGACGACGUUGAUCCGCAUAUCUCCGUUGUUGAGAACGAAACGCAGGCGAAAUACGUACCGGACACUCUAGCACCGCUCCCUCCAUCAAAACUCGAAAGGUCAAACGACACGGAGACAAGCCCGCCUCCUGUGCCAAGGGCUUCCUUCAUCCUGGUCGAUAACCUCGCCCACGUCAUUGCCCCUCUUCUACGAAAGGACUAUACCCAAGCGCACAUCCUCUCCCACGCCAUCCUCCGCUCCCUCUCUACCCUCACCAAAACCCACUCGUUGCACACCCUCCUCCUAAACCCGACAUCUGUCCCUUACUCUCCCAAACCGCGCCUCGAAGCUACCACUCCGGAACCAAACCAACCCCAACACCAGCGCCCUCGCCAACCUCCCCCUCCCCCAGCGUCCAUCUUCUCCUCCAACAUCGCCAUCCCUGCUCUCGCAAACAUCCUUUCGCCGUGCCUGGAUAUGCAUCUCCUGGUGUCGAGAAUGCCGAAACGCAAAGUGGAUGCGAGAAAACUAGCUGCCAUAGGCGAAGUUGAUGUCAUAGGGAUGGGAGAGAAGGAAAGACGGCUUGGAGUACAUAUGGCAUGGGUGGUGGAAGUUCUGAUGGAUCGGUGGGAAGGGAGGGAGGGUGAUUGGGGUGGGUUUGAUAUCGCGGACGGUGGGGUGGUCGAGCUCUGA